Drosophila kikkawai is the source of this 1641-nucleotide messenger RNA. RefSeq names its product esterase P-like. The record is from RefSeq and is a predicted model, not a curated record. NCBI's taxonomy places the organism in Eukaryota, Metazoa, Arthropoda, Insecta, Diptera, Drosophilidae. Gene Ontology annotation, molecular function: serine hydrolase activity.
AUGUGUUUAUUAAGAUUGUUAAGUUGCUUGUUUUUGGUAUGGAUAAACUCACCAGAGAUUGCUUCCUCCCUCGCAUCAGAUCCCUUGAUUGUUGAGAUCCCGAAUGGAAAACUCCGGGGAAGGGAUAAUGGAACCUACUACAGCUACGAAUCGGUGCCAUACGCCGAGCCUCCAAUCGGCGAACUUCGAUUCGAAGCUCCACGUCCUUAUAGUCGCCAGUGGACGGAGACCUAUGAUGCCUCGCAGCCACCAGUGCCCUGCUUGCAAUACAACCAAUUCAGAGCUACUAAGCUAGUGGGUCAGGAAGAUUGCCUGACCGUCAGCAUCUAUAAGCCGAAGAACAGCACUCGGAACAGCUUUCCAGUCGUUGUCCUCCUGCACGGUGGUGCCUUUAUGUUUGGAGUAGCGGCAGCCAACGGACACGAAUAUUUUAUGAGUGUAGGCAACUUGAUGUUGGUGAAAAUAAACUAUCGCCUUGGGCCGUUGGGCUUCGUCAGCACCGGAGAUCGAGAGUUGCCGGGCAACAACGGAUUGAAGGACCAACGAUUAGCCUUGAAAUGGAUUAGACAGAACAUAGCUAGCUUUGGUGGUCUGCCAGAGAAUAUCGUGGUCAUUGGUCAUUCUGCGGGCGGUGCAUCAACACAUUUGCAGCUCCUCCAUGAAGAUUUCGGUGGAUUGGCCCGGGCGGCCAUAUCGGUGAGUGGAAAUGCCCUCGAUCCUUGGGUCGUCCAGGAAGGUGGUCGAGGUCGAGCCUUUGAAGUAGGUCGCAUUGUCGGCUGUGGACUUGCUAAGGACUCCGCCACACUCAAAAGUUGCCUAAAAUCCAAGCCCGCCAGUGAAAUAGUGUCCGCUGUCAGCAGUUUCCUGGUGUUUUCAUACGUGCCCUUCUCCACGUUUGGCCCUGUUGUGGAACCAGCAGACGCUCCCGGGGCAUUCCUUACCCAGCACCCCAGAGAGGUAAUCAAAAGCGGAAAGUUUGCCCAAGUGCCCUGGGUUGUGACCUAUACUUCCGAGGAUGGUGGCUACAAUGCAGCUACGCUGUUGGAACAAAAUCUAACCACCGGAGAGACAUGGAUUGAGAAACUUAACGAUCGGUGGUUUGACUUGGCGCCUUACUUGCUCUUCUAUCGGGACUCCAAGAAGACUAUUAGGGAUAUGGAUGAUUUUUCAAGAAAACUGAGACAGGAUUACCUGGGAGAUCGACGAUUUAGUGAGGAAAGCUAUUGGGACGUGCAGCGGAUGUUUACAGAUAUCCUUUUCAAGAACAGCGUGCCGGAAGCCUUAGACCUACAUCGUAGACAUGGAAAGAGCCCGCUGUACUCUUAUGUCUACGACAAUCCGACGGAGUCUGGAGUCGGGCAGGUUCUGUCCAAGCGCACGGAUGUAUAUUUUGGUACUGUCCAUGGCGACGACUUUUUCGUUAUCUUUGACUUGGGUCGCCCUCGGGCGGCUUUACGUCCAGAUGAACAUAUUAUAGCCGGAAAUUUCAUGAAGAUGCUGGAGAAUUUCGCCCUCAGCGAUGACAGAGAAUUUUCAUUCGGCGAUUGCCAUUUUCAGAACAAUGUUGAAAGUGAAAAAUUUCAGGUUCUAAGGAUAACCAGAAAUGGCUGUGAGAACGAGGAAUAUUACCAGUUUCCCUGA